CUCUGUUUGUCACACACACACAACACUAUACUUUCUCAACAUGGUUCUCAGACUUGGCUCUACUGCUCCCGACUUUGAAGCUCAAACCACCAAGGGUGACAUCAAAUUCCACGAGUUUAUCGGUGACAAGUGGACCAUCCUUUUCUCGCAUCCAGCUGAUUUCACUCCUGUGUGCACUACUGAACUCGGCCUGGUCGCCGCCCUUCAGGACGAAUUUGAACAACGCAAUACCAAAGUGAUUGGCCUUUCUGCCAACGGUCUGGAAGAACACGAGAAAUGGAUUGCCGAUAUCAAUGAAAUCAACAAUGUCAAGCUGAACUUCCCCAUUAUCGCCGACGCCGAUCGCAAGAUCUCUGAGCUCUACGAUAUGUUGGACCGUCAGGACGCGACCAACGUGGAUGCCAAGGGCGUUCCAUUCACUGUGCGCUCUGUUUUCAUUAUCGACCCCAAGAAGACGAUCCGUCUUAUUCUUACAUACCCUGCUUCCACUGGCCGUAACUUUGAUGAAAUCCUGCGCGUUGUGGAUUCACUUCAGCUCGGCGACAAGCACAGAAUCACCACCCCCGGUAACUGGAAGAAGGGCGACGAUGUGAUUGUUCACCCCAGCGUUUCCACCGAAGAAGCUCAAAAGAUUUUCCCCAAGGGAGUCAAAGUGAUCAAGCCUUACCUUCGCCUUACUCCUUCUCCCUUUUAAAUCCCAUCCUCCUUUUCAAAAUAUGAAAAAACUGCGAUUCCACUCAUGUACAGUGCUGUACCUUAAUAAAAAAAAAAUGGUAAACUAGGAUCAUAUUCGCUUCGCUGCCUACUUCCUUUUAGUCUCAUCAUCUUGUGUAACGCUUCCAAUGAUUCUGUGUGAAUUUAAUGAAAAUGGCUCUUAGCGG
Messenger RNA from Radiomyces spectabilis, 881 nucleotides. RefSeq names its product thioredoxin-like protein. The transcript has 4 exons. Lineage: Eukaryota; Fungi; Mucoromycota; Mucoromycetes; Mucorales; Radiomycetaceae. The record is from RefSeq and is a predicted model, not a curated record. The coding region runs from base 41 to 694 and encodes 217 amino acids. Gene Ontology annotation, biological process: cellular oxidant detoxification; cell redox homeostasis. Gene Ontology annotation, molecular function: peroxiredoxin activity. Gene Ontology annotation, cellular component: cytosol; mitochondrion.